Messenger RNA from Laccaria bicolor S238N-H82, 1842 nucleotides. RefSeq lists its product as uncharacterized. NCBI's taxonomy places the organism in Eukaryota, Fungi, Basidiomycota, Agaricomycetes, Agaricales, Hydnangiaceae. Gene Ontology annotation, cellular component: Noc4p-Nop14p complex; nucleolus; small-subunit processome. Gene Ontology annotation, biological process: ribosome biogenesis. The record is from RefSeq and is a predicted model, not a curated record. The coding region runs from base 1 to 1842 and encodes 613 amino acids. The transcript has 8 exons.
AUGGCGCCAACUCUCCGCUCUCUUCCUCCCCCUUCAAAAAAGCGGAAAUUACAGCCAGGUUCUGGAUGUGCCCAGAAAAUUAAAGAACUUGAAGAUGAGCUUAUCAAGGCUGCCACGACCCAGGCGUCGCUAAAUUCUUUAGUCAAUCUCUUGGAUUUGACUUUCCAGGCUGAAGACGCGCACGAUACCUCUAAGGGCAUCUAUGCUGUCUACCGAACUUUCGUGGUCAUUAUCACCCAAGGAAAACUAAGCCCUCACAGCGGCGAGGCUGGGAAGACUGUAAGCCGUUGGCUGUGGGAGCGAUUGAACUCAUAUGUCGAGUUCCUAACGUCUCUGUUGAAAGACGAGGAAAAAUUUCUUCGAACCUCAGCACUUCAAAUUCUCUUUUCUCUUCAAAAGCAUCUCUCCGCUUCGCAACCAAGUCCAGUUGAUUCUGAGAGGCCACAACCGCAAUUUCAUGCAUUCCAUUUCAAAAAAAUUGUAUCUGCACUUUUGCUCUGCCCUCCAUCACAGCGCAAGAACCUGGCAAGGAAGAUCGAGGAUCCACUCAUUGACCCAGACGUCCGACAUCUCUUCCACGAAACAUGGUUCAGCGUGCAUGAUGACGUCCGAUGGUUCUUUCUUCGAGAAUCGGCAACUCUUCUGAGCAAAGCUUCGCAUGACAGGCAAACCAGUAUCGCGACCAACCUCCUUUCCAUCCUAGAAAACUUGAAUACAUUUCCCACUGAGCCAAGUGAACUCAACUCGUGGUGGGUGCCGGAGUUGGGUGUGAAACCACCGAAAAAAGUGACAGUAGCUGGUGUCACAUUAGACUCCGAUUCCGACGAUCCCCCUGAGGCAGACGAAGAAGAUGAUUGGCGAAAAUUCUUCGACGAGCCUACUCCCCUUCCUGAAAGUACGACUAAGGCACCAGGGACGCGGUUACACAAAAUGACGAUUCACCAGUCUGUGCAUUCGCUCAGUUCGCAUCGGGCGGUGUUCACGAGGACGUGGCUAACGCUCCUACCAAGGCUCUCUGGUAUCGGUCAUAAUGAUGUAGAGCCGCGCAAACCGUUGAUAGUAAAGGUCCUCAAUAUAAUGCAUCGGAGCGUGCUCCCGCACCUAACUAGGCCAAUUUUGGUUAUGGACUGGGUUGGAACUUGUGUUGAUUAUGGUGGUUCGGUUGGAUUAUUGGCGUUGAACGCGCUGUUUGUGUUGAUGACGGAGUAUAAUCUCGAUUACCCCUCGUUUUAUACCCGCCUGUAUGCAUUCUUGGACCGCGAUGUUCUGCAUCUCAAACACCGUGCGCGAUUCUUCAGGAUGAUAGAACGAUUCCUUAGCUCAACGCAUUUGCCGGCGACACUUCUUGCUUCAUUCGUCAAACGCCUCUCUCGUCUGUCGUUGGCCGCUCCCCCAGCGGCCAUCGUCAUGGCCAUCCCGUUAACAUAUAACAUACUAAAAAAACAUCCGGCUUUGAUGGUAAUGAUUCACCGUACGGAUGAGGAGGAUGUCGAUGCAGACCCCUUUGACGCCAAAGAAACAAACCCCAUUGCUACCCAGGCGUUAGAAAGUUCGUUAUGGGAACUCCUCUCCCAUCGAAAUCAUUAUCACGCGACGGUGUCUUCCCUGUGUAAAGUCUUUACUGAGGCAUUUACGAAGCCUGGAUAUUCAAUGGAAGACUUUUUGGACCACACCUAUGGAACGCUCUUCGACACAGAGGCUACGAGGAAGAUCAAGAAGGAGCCUGCUUUGGCAGUGGAGUAUAGCAAGGAUCUGAAAGUUUUCCCCCCAGUGAUACUUCAGAAGGCUGACGAGGAGAUUAUUGUGGUUGGCGAUGCUGUGACGGAGCUCUGGACCUUUUGA